AUUUAAUCGGUAUAAUAAUUAUAAGUUAUCAAGUGAUUUCUGCAACAUUUUGUUAAAAUAAUAGAAUUAGAAAGAUUUUAUGGUUUUGUGGAAGUUUUUGUUUUAAGCGCUUUCACCGGCCGAUUAAAUUAAUCGAAGUUUUGCUCGAAGUCAUUUAGAUUCUCUGUAGGCUAGAUCUCUCGUAGAAGUAUAAAAAUAAAGAUAAUAUUCGGUAUAGAAAUUAUAGAUAAAAAAUAACGAGUUUUUAAAAUAAAUAAUAUAUUUAAUUGAUUCAAAAAAUCUUGUAAAUAAUUGUGAAGCAUUAUCGUAGAUUUUAUCGACUCGUAAAGGCAUAAAAGAUUGCAGGUGCGCGCUAUGGGAGCAUAAUGGAAUAAUCUAGCCGCAGCUGCAACUGCCACGUAAUUAAUAAAACCAUAAUAACAGAAGACAGGAAAAAGAGAAAGGCUAGGAGGGCGAAGGGAGACAGAAUUCGCGCUCGCUUGGAAAUGUCGAUAGGCAUGUGUGUAUACAGCACUGUGCACCACUGUGUACACGUAACCGCGAGUGCUUAUCCGUAAUGAAACUCCCACGUCGCGUCGAAGAGGAGGAAACGUAACGUUUAAAGAGAAACAAGAGAAAAAGGAAGCAGGAAAGAGAAAACCGCCGGUUGAUCUCCAGCCUUCGACAGAAGCGGAGUGAUAAUGACAACACCUAUGUGCGAGGAUGGUGGACCGCUGAGAGAAUGGGCACCACUUGCUGUUCUUCUACAGCAGAUACCUGCUAAGAUACAAAAUGGUAUUUUCAUGCAAGACAUCAGUUUUACCUGCAUUGACGCUUUGCCUGAGUUUAUCGCCAUUGGAACUAAUCAUGGGCUUGUUUACUGGUACAACAGAGAAAAACAGGAUCUACAGAGACUACGUUGUGAGAAUAUAAACUCCAAAAUCACGAGUGUACAAGUGAUCUCCACUGUUGAUUACAUGGUAGCAGCAGGCAAUGAACAUGGUGUCGUCACAGUUUUUCAAAUUCCCAAGAAUCCGCCAGACUCAUUGCCAAACAGUUUAAAACCAAAACAGAAGAAACAGGUGGAAAGGUACAGUAUAAGUGGCUUGCAUAAUACUGCAGUAACGGCAGUGGAGUGGUCUAAGAAUGGCAUGAAAUUGUUCAGUGGAGAUAAAGAUGGUUUAGUAGUUUUAACAGAGAUUGAUUUUUAUAUGCAUUUAUCCAAAUCAUCGAAACUGUUAAAUGAGAAAUAUUCUGUGGUACAAUUGAGUUACCAGCAAGGUUUGCUACUAGUCUCAACAACAUUACGUACAAUUCUAGUGAACAGAAAUGAAAAUGGGAAAGUGACACAAGUUGGCCAAAAAGAACGUAAAACACUUGGCAAGUUAGGAGCGGUAUUCGGUUCUCGACAGAAUUACGUGCAAGAUUCAAUAAUUUAUGCAAGUAGACCAGGAUUACGUUUAUGGCAAGCUGAUAAGAUUGGGACUGUACUGAAAACGCUCAUAUUUAAGGAUGCAGUCAGAUCAGGUCAUACAGAAGUAGCGUUAUUGAAUCCCGCACCCGAAGGAUCAAGAAAGAAUCGUGGCGACCCUUCCUUUGGCAUCGUGUUACCAUUUUGUGAUGAUUUAUUAGUAACAUACUGUGAUGAUGUAGUUUAUGUAGUAAAUCCAAAUACUAUUGCAAUAACAUCGAUUGUAAAUGAUUUACGGCGUGUUACCGACGUGGCUUGCACUAAAGACGAAAUAUUUAUAUUGGAAGGAGAAAGAAAUAUUUUGCGAAUUGCCUAUUAUCCAGAAAAUAAUAUUUUUACAGAAGAAACAAGGACCACAUUGGAUCCUUUAUUGUCAUUUGCUGAAUACAGUAAACCUGUUGCUAAUGGUAUACUAGAACUAACUUCCAAGUUAAAGGAAAGUAAUAUAGUGCCAGCUAUUUCUUUUCCCAAAAUCAAUCCAACCAACAUUAUUCAAUCUGUAGGCAUUGUGCCAAUUGUUACUGUCGGUACUGACGACAAUGUGAUUACGAAUGCGGAGGAAGCUGUGGAAAUACCGCCGAUAGUUCCAAUAGAUUUAAAUACUCCACUCAUAACUGAUCUUAACAAAAUACCAGAAUACAACGAUAGUAAUAGAAUAAGAAACAUUGAGGAUGUAAAGAGCAAUGAUCGCCUGGAGAUAUUCCAACGAAUUGGUCAGCAGGAAUUUGAAGAUGUUGUUUUUACGCCUGAGAGGAAGCAAAAAAAAUCUCGAAAUAAAAUAGUGAACGGAAGUGAGAGUGUCACAAUAUCGGACGGCAACGCCGAGCAGCCUUUGUCGAGCAGCCUAAACACCGAUCAGAUGAAUGCCAAUAAAAUGACAACUCAUUCCUCAUUAAUGCAAUUGAGUUUUGAUGAUGAUUUUAUAUUGAAAUCAGAUCGAGAUUUAGAAACGAUUCAACGGGAUGUGGAAAACAAGGAGAAACUGUUGGCGGAUGUUUUGGAUUUUGAUUUGUCCAAAUAUAUGACGAGCAGUCGAAUAGACAGGGAUGACUUGAGUAUAUCGAAUCAUAUGGAUACCAUAACGUGCAUCAAUUGUAAUGUACAUUCUGACAAUACGAUGAACGGAGAAGAACCGAUUACGAACGAGGAGAAUGAAAAUAUCGAGCAGAGCGAUCACACGGGAACCGAAUCGGGGGAGGAGGAUGUCAGUUAUCGCACCGAAUUGAAACGGUUAGAAGAACUAGGGGAAUGCAGAAAGACUCUUUUACAAAAUAAGCUGGACAAUACUUUACCAACUGGUAAUAAUUUUCUCGAUAUCCGAAAAGAACCGUCCACGAAUCGAGACGAGUUAGAACACCAAUUUAACGCUUUAGCAAAGGAAUGCGCUACAUCCACCGUUCUUGAGGAGGAAGAUUGGGUAUUAGUUGACUAAAACCUCCUUGAGGAUAAUAUAUCGUCGAUUAUUUUAAGCAGAAAUCGUACGUAGUAGUCGCCUCGCGUCUUGUACAUAUGUCAAUAUAUUAUUAAAAACGUAAUUAGAAAAUUGCGUGAUACGUAAGAACGCUUUGAAAUAAUGUGUAACUUCUUUUGCUACGAAUUCUUUUUUUUUUGUAUAAGGUCCAUUGAUCGUGAAAAGAUUAAACUUUUAUUUCAUAAUCAGUAUUUGAUAAUCAAAUCCCGAUAAUAUAUAAAUUAUUGGACAAGAUAGAAAAUUAUUGUUUGAUACAUUUUAUAAUUUUAAAUGUGUGUGACAUCAAGCAAAGUGAAUUAUAAUCAUUAGCAGACAAAAUUGCAUUUUGUAAAUAUUAUCAAAAUUGGAGAGUAAUAACCAGUCACUUGUUUGGAUUUUAGCAUAAUUUUAGCGUGAUGUUUUAUGUUAAAAUUAUUAAUAUAUUUGUGAUAAAUGUAUGCAUAUAAUCUUUUCUGAAUUUAAUAUUUUGUGAAAUAUAGAAAUACAUAUAAUUACGUUAAUAUAAUACCUAAGUUCAAUAAUCACUGGAAUGAUUUACAAAUUGUUGAAAUCUACAAUAUAGUUAUAUACAUAUCUAUUUUACUAUUUUGGUAAAAACCAUGCAUAAUACAAUUCUCAGGUAUAUAAUAUUAUAUUCUGUACACACAUUUUGCAUAAUCAAAUAAUACUUUUGCAUGUCUUACACCUGUCAUACCAAGAAUACUAGUGGUAUGGUAUAUCACCAUUACCCAAUAUUUUAUUAUAAAUUGCUAUAAUUUUUGUGUGUGACAAAAGUUUUAUAAGUCUACGUGGCAUUCACCAUCAAUACAUUCUCAUAUUAUAAUUUUGUAAGUUUGUAUCAGACAAAUAGUGUGCUCUUUGAGACACUAGGCUCAGAAAUGUUUUUUGACACUAGUAUACACUUAUUGUUUGUUUCUAGUUCUGUUUGGAAUAGAAGAAAAAUAAAUAUAUAUCAUGUAACGCAAGAAUCUCCGAGUCUCACGUGGCUCUAAAAUUAUAUCACUUUGCCAUGCAUAAUUAACACGCUGCAAGAUACAAGUUAAAUACAAAUUAUUGUUACUGAACAUUUAUGUAACUAUCAAAUAAUUAAUGCUUUAUCGACUACAAAAAAUAAAGUCACAGUUUUAAAGUUGAA
This is a messenger RNA of Monomorium pharaonis (pharaoh ant), 4056 nucleotides long. RefSeq names its product WD repeat-containing protein CG11141. The record is from RefSeq and is a predicted model, not a curated record. Gene Ontology annotation, molecular function: protein binding. The coding region runs from base 681 to 2882 and encodes 733 amino acids. The transcript has 11 exons. Lineage: Eukaryota; Metazoa; Arthropoda; Insecta; Hymenoptera; Formicidae.